Messenger RNA from Papaver somniferum (opium poppy), 798 nucleotides. Its product is annotated as protein MIZU-KUSSEI 1-like. NCBI's taxonomy places the organism in Eukaryota, Viridiplantae, Streptophyta, Magnoliopsida, Ranunculales, Papaveraceae. The transcript has a single exon. The record is from RefSeq and is a predicted model, not a curated record. Bases 1 to 798 code for a protein of 265 amino acids. Gene Ontology annotation, biological process: hydrotropism.
AUGUCGACUAGAACAAGUCAGUUACACAUUGUUGAUGGUAUCACAUCAGUCGAUUGUCAAAAUCAAGUUCGUUCAUGGAGUCUUCUUCGAUCAAUUAUGUGGUUUAUCAUUCCAAGCUGCACUGGAAACAUCUCUGAAAAACAACUUGAGAAUCGAAGAAAAGGAGAGUAUUACAAUAAUAACAAGUACCUCCAUUAUUUACAACCACCUCGAAGUCGUUCGGUAUCAUAUUCCAAGAAUACCAAAACCGACAAGACCUCAGGGAUCAAAAACAUGUCGACGGGGACAAUCUUUGGGUACCGUCAAGGGAAAGUUACAUUUUGCAUUCAAUCCAAACCUGAUUCUGAUAUUCCUACACUCCUUCUUGAACUUGCCUUGCCUACAGCUAUUCUGGCAAAGGAAAUGAAAAGUGGGUUAUUAAGAAUUGCAUUGGAGUGCAACAAUAAUACAUCACGCCAUUCCUCUUCUAAUCUCUUGUCUGUACCAAUUUGGAGUAUGUAUUGUAAUGGGAGAAAGGUUGGUUCCGCGAUAAAAUGUGUUCCAACUCAAGCUGAUAAGAGAGUACUUAGAUUGAUGCAGAGUAUUGAUGAGGGUGUAGGCAUUAUAAAUCAGAAAACACUAAUGAACUCACUUGGCGACAAUGAUGACGAUCCACGUAACAAUCUUGGGGAUCUUAUGUACUUACGAGCUAAUUUCGAAAGAGUAUCUGCAUCAUCGAAUUCAGAAUCAUUCCAUUUGAUAAAUCAAGAUGGAAGUAAUAAUCAACAACUCAGUAUUUUCUUCACUCGAACAAGAUAG